AGUAUCCGUCUUGGGAGACCCUAGUUGUGAGGGCAGCGCGAGACUUAAAGCGCCGUACAUCAGCUGGUAUACCAACACCAAGCAUGGUCGUCUUCAAAUAAGGAGUGUCUCACUGUAUUGGUUUGAAAAAUUUAGCGCAAUUCAGACGGCACUAUUUUCAAGGUUAAACUUGCAGACAAUAAUUGUGAACAACGCAGAAGAGUGCGGAGCCCGGCCCUGCUUUCACGCGCUAUAUCGUGUUAACACGUAAAUAAUUGUAAUAUUUUAUUACCACACUGGAGAUGUGUAUCCUAAUUAAGUUUUGAGAAAAAAGUUCUAAAGGUAUACGAAACUGUUGGAUACCACAGAAACGCCAGGUUUGUUACCUAUGGAAUCUAGCUGUACGUGGACGUUACGUCAACAUUCUAUCCUCAUUCCUGGAACGAUAUCUUCGAUAUGUCACGUGAUUGAGCAAUUGUAACUUGUCACAAGCUACAUGAUCAGUUAAUUCCCUGAUAACUGUUAUUACAGGGAAUAUCUGCUAUCAGAAUAAGACUUAAUGAUAAAUGCGCUGACAGCAUUCAAUCGAUGUCUUUUAUUUUCAAUUUACACUUCGUCAAAGCAAGCCUGUGGGGAGAGCCGGAGCGGGUUGUCUUAUGUCAAUUGUACAUACGGGAACAACUCCUCCGAUAAUUGUUUUCAAUGUCAAUUUACUAUUGUGAACUUAAUAUUCUUCUCGAUUUUCUGUACUUAAAUUACCAAUUAUACCGAGUAAUCUCCAGCAAUUCUCAGCACUAGCAAUUGUUGUGCUUCAUCAUUAAAAUCGGAUAACCUGUCCUGUUCAAUGCAUUUGACAUUAUUGGGAUAAAUUGUUGUGUAUACCGUUCCGCCUUGGAGGAAAAGAGUGUCAAAUUGUCAAUUAAGAAAUACAUUUUCUCAGUAGUGCUUGCCCGCGGACAGACUCUAAUUGAGUAAAGAUGAAGCUGGAGAUAUUAGUUUUGAUGACGGUUGCUAUGGGAGAAAUUCUUUCUGUGACGUCACAGGAAUGUCCCGCGUUCGGAAGAAUAAAGUUUGGCCGAGUAAAGUACCGGAGCAGGCGUAAGAUUGCCAGAUUCCGUUGCAGGCGAAGAUAUACACUUCUAGGUGCCAAGUUGUCGAUUUGUUUAAAAGGAGUAUGGAACCAUCCGGCUCCCGUCUGUAUAGUACCCGGAUGUGAAAUACCAGAUCCUCCGAUGUAUAUGAUAAUGACACCCUCUAAAAAUGACGCACUGCUGACGUUAGAAUGUCAACCAGGCUACCAGCUACAAGGUCCCGAGUCUGUAUACUGUGACGGGAAGAAGUGGAGCGACUCUAUAUCUACGUGUAAUCACAUGGAGCCAGCCAUCCAGUGUGAUUUUGAGAACAGUCAACUUUGCGGUUGGACGCAAUACAGGGGAGAUGAUUUCGACUGGACGAUCAACAGCAGUGGCACUUCUACAGACAGGACUGGUCCAGAUAAUGACCACACGUUUGGCUCGGCCAAUAACGGUCAUUACCUGUACAUGGAAUCUUCCUCGCCGCGUUCGGAAGGAGAUAGUGCUAUAGUUUUAUCUCCUCCCUAUCGAGACCUUCCGAAUGGAACUUGUUUCGAAUUUUAUUAUCACAUGAUGGGAAAACCUGGUCCAAAUGAGGUUGGUAGUCUGUAUGUGUACGUACGACGAGGCGAUGAAGCCAUUGAGGGCAUGGUUCCUUCAUUUAACGUGUCUGAGCACCAGAGCCCUGAUUGGUUGAGAGGGAGUUUCGAAAUUGGUGACGUCAAUUCUUCAGUACAAAUUGUGAUCACUGGUAUCCGAGGUAGGAGCUACAUGGGGGACAUCGCCAUUGAUGACGUCAGACUGUACAAUUGUUCGGACCAGGUCGAUGACGUAACAACUGAAAGUGAAAUCGAUACAACCAUACAAUGGACGACAUAUAUACCGGAAGUGACGUCUAUGGUACCUGAUGAUGUAUCGACAUUUUCCGAUAUUGUUACAACAGAUAUCCCAGACGAAAUCACAACAACAAAUAUAUUGGUGACUUUUGAUGAUCAUCUCGUGACUUCAACAUCUGACGCUGAUGUAUCUACUUCUACUUCCGUUUCGAACACAACCGCCAUCCUGUCCAACACAACGCCUGAUGUUGUUGACGUGACAACAGAGUCUUCAACAACAGAGAAUAUUAUGACAGAAAUAACAUCGAAACCAGCAACAUCUGUUAUUUCGACACCAAAAAUGAUACAAUCGCCGACAACAGAAGUUGUCACGACGAACGCAACAACGUCUAGUACACCAAGAACAACAUCGACAACGACCACCAAAGCUACAACAACUAUAAGAAGAACUAAACGGCCAUCAACUACUACAACAUCAGUAACGACAACUCCGACUACUACAACAACGACAAUGUCGACGACGACAACAACAACGCCGACAACAACAACGCCGCCGACAACAACAACAACAACAACAAAAACAACACCGACAACGACGAUGUCGAUACCCACAUCUCCAAAACCGACAACAAAAGCGACAACUCUUAAACAAACCACAACACCAUUAACAAGUACAGUUAAGGAACGUAAGAGUACAUCACCUUCAACAACAACAAAAACUGAAACAACACCAAGAACAAGGACAACACCAACGACAACACCAAUAACAACAACAACAUUGACAAUACAAUCAACACGUAACUCAGUAGCUACCGAGCGAAAUUCCAACACAUCCACUAUAAAUACGGCAAGAAGAAGUACAACUACAAUCUCUGAAAAUGCUAUACCGGAAGUAACAAGAACACCGCAAAACAAUAAUGAAACAGACAUUCCAAACGUGAUUCAGGUUGGUAAAACGUCCACCCAAUCAAAGGGUCCCGUUAAACCUUUGAUGAUUGGCGUUGGAGUGGGAGUGGCUAUUGGUCUAGCCAUUGUCUUGGUAAUAGUGUUUUUGUAUAUGAAGAAGCACCGAAAGAAACACGACGAUAUGGAAGACGAAAUGUCUCCUAUAGCUAGAAACGCUUACAGUGAAUGGUAGCUUACAGCGCAAAUCUAUUAAAUAUUAAAGCCAGGCAAUUAUUCUGUGACAUUGGGUAGUUAAUGAGACCAGAACUGUAUUAGCUUGUUGUUACUUAUUCUCAUUUAACAAUAAUUCAGCAGCCGUGAUUGCAUGGUUCCUUACACGGAAUUUCCAAUGACCUAGAAUGAGUUCCCAUAGUAACGAUGCUGCUAUGGACUUCUGAAGGUUAUGGAGUUCCGAUGACUUGUUCAAGACAAUGGAACUUAUAAAUACUUUCCACGGAUGAUUAUGAUUAGGGUUAUAUGGCUUAAACACUCUUCCCAAGUCUAUGUGCUUCAAUACACAGCGCAUGUCAUUAGGUCUUUAUAAAUGAUUUACACGUUCUUUAGACGGUGUUGUGGAUUAUGUGUACUUCCGAAGAGUUUUAUAUGUAUAUGACGUACUUCAUACAGCGUCAUUGCUUACAUAUACACCUCCCCGAGCUAGAUGUACUUCGCGUACACUGUACCUCACACGGUGUUGUGGCAUGCGUGCACUUCCAAAUACUUUUUUAUAUGUGUAUGACGUACUUCAUACAGCGUCAUUGCUUACAUGUACACCUCCCCGAGCUAGAUGUACUUCGCGUGCACUGUACCUCCCACGGUGUUGUGGCAUGCGUGCACUUCCAAAGACUUUUUUAUGUAUUUGACGUACUUCAUACAACGUCAUUGCUUACAUAUACACCUCCCCGAGCUAGAUGCACUUCACGUACACUGUACCUCACACGGUGUUGUGGCAUGCGUGCACUUCCAAAUACUUUUUUAUAUGUGUAUGACGUACUUCAUACAGCGUCAUUGCUUACAUGUACACCUCCCCGAGCUAGAUGUACUUCACGUACACCGUACCUCCCACGGCGUUGUGGCAUGCGUGCACUUCCAAAGACUUUUUUAUGUGUAUGACGUACUUCAUACAGCGUCAUUGCUUACAUAUACACCUCCCCGAGCUAGAUGUACUUCACGUACACUGUACCUCACACGGUGUUGGCAUACAUGUACUUCUAAAGACUGUUAUAUGUAGUUUAAGUACUUCAUACAUGUGUACAUCAUGGUUGCUUAUAUGUACAUACGUACGACAAUUAAGUUAUCCCCACGGUGUUGAUGCAUACAUAUUAUACUUCCCUAUAUCUACUAUAUCUGAUUGGCUGUCUUGUUGUUCCAAUUGGUAUUACUUGGAUUUGAUUUAAUCGUGAAUCAAUUUCAUGGACUCUCACUUAGAUACUUUAACCUAUUGCACUGCGAAUAUCGUAGUUUCUGCCGUGUAAUAUCCCAUGUUUAUUAACACUGUAUAUAUGAUAUGAUGUAAAUGUUUGUAUUCUAACAUAGUUAAAUAAUUGUCCAAUGUGAUUGAUAUCACCAUCAACAUGCCUGUAUGUGCCUAAAUCUAUAUAGUAUUUGUAUGCAUGGUAGUUGUAUUGUGUGACUUCACACUAAACUGUGUCCUGUUGUGUGACGUCACACUAAACUGUGUCCUGUUGUGUGACGUCACACUAAACUGUGUCCUGAUGUGUGACGUCACACUUACAGGUCGUACUGCGUAACGUCAGCCUUAAACCUGCCACAGGAUGACGUCACAAAGAAAACAUACGAUAUGACGUAACAAAGCACGUGCCUUUGUCAUAAGAAUGUCUGACUCCAUACUUUCUUUUCUAACUGUCAUAAAUAUUGGUAUUAAAUUGAAUAUACAUGUUGAAGAAAAAUAUUUCCAUUGGACACUCUUAAGCAAUCUUGCCUGUGAUUCCAAUUUAUCAAAGUUUCGUCUAAGACAACAGUUUACCAAAAUUCCAUUUGACACGACAGCCAAAUUUGUGUCUGAUCUCUUCUAUCAAAAAUCUGUCCGAAUCUAGCUGCUAUAGUCUACUUGAGUUAUUUCCCCUGUCAUAACUUAUAUUAUCAAUGCAGCCAGUCUCGCGCUUAAGGUAAAGAGUAUUUACAAUUUUAACUAUAUUAUAUCCUCGCAACUAUUGUAAAACAUUUGUUUUUGUCUUCAAAGAAAUAUUCAAUUAAAAAUUACAAAAAUUGAAUGUUGCGAUGCGUUUUACAGAACAAUGGAUGUUUGAAAAAAGAAAGAAAUUAAAAAGAAAAAAAUAUGAAAAUUACAGGGGUCGAACUCGGGGCCUUUACAUUGCCCAGAUACACUUUUUUCAAUAUUGCCAUACAGAAAUUAUGGAAGUUCAGCUUCAAAGUGAGUGUCCGAUUUAUGGGCCGCAAAGUCGUUGAAUAACUUGACAGGGGACAUCACUCAAAGCCAGAAAACUCCUUUGGGUUGCUUUGUCUUCUAUAUGCAAGGGAUAAUACUCCAAGUGUGACAGCGUUUUAUAAACUCUUUUUUUUGCCAUUACAACUGAAUCAGAGGUACAUUUUACCUUAACUCUGUACGUGUUUAUAGAAGACAAAUGAGAUUGUAUAUAUAUAUUGUAUACAUGUUACUUAUACUGUUUGUAUAGAGUUUAUAAUUAUUUUUUAUUUCUUUAUCUGGCCAUGGGAAGUGAGGUAUUUUUUGGUGUAAAAAGUCUAACAGAAAAUAAUCUCAAUACGUUCUAGGAUUGAUUAAUGCUUAUUUUUCUAUUCAAUUUGGUAUAUACUUAUUUUUUAUACAAUAAACAAUUUAAUUGUGAGUAAAUGUUUGCGGUUGUUUUUGUGAGAAAAAAUUAGGAUGUAUCUUAAUUCUGGUUCUGAUAAUGUGAUAAAACUAUCCCAUUUGAUAUGAGAGAAUGUUAUUAUAUUUCUCUGCGAAUUUCCGCAGAAAAGCUUAUAAAGGCUUAAUAUGUGUUAACAUAUGUUUUAUAGCUUUUUAUUAAUACUAUCAUUCAAAAACAAAGCAGAGCGCAAAGAACUAUUACAUUUGUACACAUGACUGUUGUUCCAGUCAGCAAACGGUUCGGGUAUUUCCGUCAUAAUUCGAACUUUGACGGAAAUCCCGGAAUGAUUUCCGAUUGGUGUCUGUCGGAAGUAGUACACAACCUUAUUCAGCAAAAUCAGACUGUUCCACCACUUCUGCUAAAAAGUUUGUUGGUAAUAUGUAGUGAAAUAAAAGAACCACAAAUUAGUA
Mizuhopecten yessoensis (Yesso scallop) is the source of this 6095-nucleotide messenger RNA. RefSeq names its product mucin-2-like. The record is from RefSeq and is a predicted model, not a curated record. Gene Ontology annotation, biological process: nervous system development. The transcript is spliced from 8 exons. Bases 957 to 3026 code for a protein of 689 amino acids. Gene Ontology annotation, cellular component: membrane. Lineage: Eukaryota; Metazoa; Mollusca; Bivalvia; Pectinida; Pectinidae.